AUGGGCCGCUACACGACGAUGCAAACGUUUAGCGACCAGGACGCACAGGGCGCUGCUGUACCUUAUACAUCAGCGGCCACGCCUUACGAUUCUGUAGAUGCUGUUGUGCCUACUACUAGCGACCUGAAGGACACUAAGCUUCGUGUUAAUCGCGUAGAGAACGUAUCAGGCAGCGGAGCGGGCGCUGGCAGCGGUGAAUUCCACACGUACCGUGCUGCCAGGAGACGAGAGAUGGAGCGCAUUGAAGUUUUAGAGCAGCGGUACAAGCAGAACAAGGCGCAGCAGGAGUUUGAGGCUACGCGCAAGCGCAAGUCCGAGGAGUUUGAGGCCAAAGUACAGAAGCGUGCCGAGAAGCGACGGCAACGCAAGGAACGAGCGAAAUUGAAGGCUCUAGAUGCAGUUCAAGAAGAAGAGAAGACGAAUGAGAAGGAGAAAGAGGACAGUGUAAACAAGGAGGAGCAAAUGCCCGAGACUCCAGGCGGCGUUGCGGAGAUUCCCAAUGAUGGCAGCUUUCUGGAAAAGAUGCUGGCUUUGCAGAAAAAGAAAGAGAAGAUGGAGGAGAAGUGA
Molecule: messenger RNA, 567 nt
Organism: Peronospora farinosa
Lineage: Eukaryota; Oomycota; Peronosporomycetes; Peronosporales; Peronosporaceae
Source: the annotation of a GenBank genome assembly